Molecule: messenger RNA, 4123 nt
Organism: Cygnus olor (mute swan)
Lineage: Eukaryota; Metazoa; Chordata; Aves; Anseriformes; Anatidae
Gene: BFSP1
Product: beaded filament structural protein 1
Exons: 13
Coding region: 1469-3439 (656 amino acids)
Biological process (GO): lens fiber cell development
Cellular component (GO): cytoplasm; intermediate filament
Molecular function (GO): structural constituent of eye lens
Source: RefSeq, a predicted model, not a curated record
UAUUUUUGCUGCAACGAACAGUGAUGCUCUGUUAUGACCAGCCCAGGCUAGCAGCGGUCAGAGUGUUUCUGUUAACUGAAAAGACACCAAUCCUACUCUUCUGAUGAAUUAUUAGCACACAGUCUACAGUGAUCACCUCCUAGAUCACAACAUACCCCUGUGAAAGAGGCUCAGUCAGCAGCAAUCCAUCUCUCUUCCCAGCAGUACUUCUCCCAGGUUGCAGGUUUGAGGAAAUAACCCCUAAAGUAUGUGAUACUGCCUCUUUUGGAUCAGCUGGAAUAAGCAAUACUUAAGGUAGGGUAGUGCAAAGGUGGCUCAGCUUCAGGAAACACCUAGUUGAACCCAGCAGCCGCAGUGCGGUGGCAAUGACCAAAUGACAGCAACCUUACUAGGAAGUCAGUUCAACUAACACCACUGCAAACAGCAAAAUAGCAGACAGCUACUCAGCAUGGGAGGGAAAAGGAGGAGCAAAUGAGACUCGGAUGAUGGUAAUUAACAUUUGCCUGGCAGAGAGGCGUGUGGUUGGCUCAGCAGUUGGAAGCUCUUUAUCACAGAUAAAAUCCCAGCGUAGGGGUGGGACAGUCCCAGAUAAGGCAACCUGUUUCUUGUGGUAGUGGGGAGGUAUGCUGCUGUUCUGUGUUGAUCUAUAUGCUGCAGUAUUCAUAGACUUCCUGGACCUGCAACUGCAGCAGCAAGCCAGGACCCCGAGGGCACCGACAGCUACAUUACCCUGAACAGCCUCACCUGGGGCUCAGCCACACCUGCUGGCUCUAAUUGAGAUCAGCUCUGGGCAUCUAGAACCUUCUCAGAGCUGUUGGGCUGAUGCUUCACCACCUCUGUCUGCUGGAUGGACCUCAGCCAAGCCAAUGGUCAAACGAGAUGAGAAAAAGUGGGGUGAAACUGCCUGGAGAUCUUACAGUGCAUCUACUGCUACAAAUGGAAAAGUUCAUCCUGAAGGAGGGAAGGAGUGGCAGAAGAUAAGAUCAGCUUCACACACUCUGUGGAGGAGAUUCCUCGUAUUAAUGUCCAGCUCUCUGAAGACGACAAACAGACACCUGGUGUGUGCAGCAGAUCUAGUGCUGACCUGACCUCGCAGUGGGAGCUCAGCAAAGGACUUGUCCCAGGGCAGCUGUUAACUUCAGGGUGUUUUCCUGAGCUCGUUUCAGGCAAUGCAUGUCCUCAGCAAUGCAGCAGGUUGUGUCACACUGGUUUGCUGCAUUUGAGUGAUCAUUUGAGCUCUGCGGAGGCCGGGGUGUCUCCUGAAGUUGCCUAACUAAAAGUCAGAGCCUCCGUCACAGAGAGUCAAGAACAUAGAGCCUGAGUCACGUAAACUUGCUGUGGCCACGAUAAAGAUAUAUCUCCAGCAAUGGCAGCAGCCCAAGACCCCCAGAAGUAAAUCAGAUCCAAACUGGAGAGAGAGGCAGGCACGCAAGAGGGGACGUGGGCACCGCGCAGCCCCCCCGAAGCCAUGUACAGGAGCAGCUUCCUCCACGAGGUCCGCAAGAAGUAUGAACGCUCGGACGCCUACAAUGAGCUGCGGGGCUUCCCCGAAUUCGACAGCUUGGCCCAGGCCCAGGGCCUGGAGAACCUGCAGGAGCUCAACGAGCGCUUUGCCAGCUACAUCAACUGGGCUCGCGUGCUGGAGCAGCGCAACGCCAUCCUGCGCAAGCAGCUGGAGACCUUCCAGUGCAUGGACGAGCUGGUGGGCUUGGACGAGGCCUUCGCCGGGCAGAACGAGUUCAACCGCCAGCGAAUGCGGGAGCUGGCGUCCGACCGAGCCAAGCUGGAGCGGGAGGAGAAGGAUGCCCAGCGCAUGCUCGAUGAGUACCGCAACAAGUACAGAAAUGAAGGUGAAUAUCAGCAGAAGCUAAAAGAAACCCUUGAACGACUCAAUAAGGAAGCGGAUGAAGCGCUGCUGUGCAACCUGGAGCUGCAGAUCGAGUCCCAGUUCCUGCAGGAUGACAUCAACGCCACGAAGGACAGAUACAAGAAGAACCUUAUGGAAAUCCAGACCUACGUCAAUAUUUUACAGCAGAUCAUCCAGACAACCCCUCGCGUGUCCCCCAUAACCACUGGUGUAUCUGAGGAAAAACUGAUAGCAGAGAGGAGGAUCCCUGUUCUACAGAGCCAGCUGGAGGAAUACAAGAGCAUCCUCUGCCAGCUACAGGCACAAAAAUACAAGCUGCAGACAGAGACAACCAUGCUGGAGCAAGCGAUUAAAAACACCCAGGAGAGUUACGACGACGAAAUUCAGCUUUACAAUGAGCAGAUUGAAAACCUCAGGAAGGGGAUAGAAGAAGCUGAGAGGACCUUGGAGAAGUACACGACCGACUGCCGCCAGCUGGUGAUCUACCAGCAGUCCCUAGAGAACGAGCUGGAACGCUACAAACGCAUCAUCGAGAACGAGGACAGCCGGUUAAACUCUGCUAUAGCAGGAACGCCAGUCACACUCUUCACGCAGAUCUAUAGACCUGUCCAGCCUCAAGCCUCAAGGGGAAGAGAUAUCACCCAGGCUAUGCAAGAGAUUGCCAGUGUAAAGCCCAGACAAAAAGCGCUGACAAAGAAAAUUUUCAGGAAAAAGGAGAUCAUGUCUAAAGACAUAACCGAUGGGCUCUCACCUGAAAAAAUGUAUGGAAGAACUCUGGAAGUUUUUGACCAAGAUCAGAUGGAGUUCAGGCACGAAGGCUCGGUCACAUGUGAACCUGGGCAGGAGGGAUUAAAACUUGUUGAAAAAGAAACAGUCCCAGAGGAUGUACCUGAUGGAGCCCAGAUAAGUAAAGCCUUUGAUAAAUUGUGUAACAUUGUGAGGGAGAAAAUAAGAGUUUACAAGCGACCAGAAGCUAAAACUGAUUCCCAUCCUAAAGGGCGUUACGUGCUGGUAACAGGGGAGGGAGGCUAUGAAGAACCUUGCUUCUUGUCCUCCUCCAUCCCGGCUGGGGGAGGGAUCACAGUUUCUACCAGCAAUGGGAAGGUGACAAUCAGCGGUGAUGUGGAGCCCAUACCAGAGCUGCCCGAACCUACUGAGCCAUCAGAAAAAAGGGAUGUCUGUGAAAGGAGGGAAGAGUUUGAACCCCAAGAUAAACUGAAAGAGGAAGAGAAAGAAGACAUGUUUGAAUGGGACAAAAGAAGAGGAAAAAUUGAGCAAGUCACAAAGUAUCCAGACGUCUCUGAGCCUGAAACAACUCCUUCCCCUGGUCCCAUAAGCCCGACAGAGCCAGGAGUCCUUCGAGAGAUGGAGUAUGACCGCGAAGAUAAGCAGGACCUUCUCUUCAGGGAAGCAGGCUUGCCUGGCUCCAUGAGCUAUGAGAAGGUGGAGGUGGUGGAGUCCAUCGAGAAGUUUUCCGAUGACAGAAUUCAGACGUAUGAAGAAACAGCAAUGAUCGUGGAGACAAUGAUAGAGAAGACAAGCAAGAAGAAACCGGGUGACAAAGGCUCUUAAGUGACACGCACCCUCGGUAGUCAACUUGUCUGGCAUAGUUAUUAAAUGAUGUAUUCUUUUUUCCUGACCGAAUGAUACAGUAGUGAGAGUUUUGCUGUUUGGUAUGGACCAGAUUGAGACUUUGAUGGCAAUCCUGUCUGAUGUAGGCUCGCCUUUGGUGUAACGACUGUGAGAACGCUCCAGGACAAGGAGCGGUAGGCACAUUCUGUGUGACUUAUUUUCACGAUUAGGACAAGUUGAAAUUAAUUACCAUUACAGAGUUGCCUGGCUUGCCAAAGUAUCCAGGGCAGGUUGCCAGUGCAUAUUCCCCUACUGCUCCUCUAGCUGCCAUAAGAUUCCUCCUCUCUCAGACAGCUGCAAAUGUUAACUUGUGACAUCUGGUUCCUUUAAUAAAAGCUUUGCCUUCUACGGAAAUACCCACUGUGGGUGUGUGUUGCCUUUACCGUUGCACGAUAGGCUCCACUAUUAAAAGUUACCUGACUGGGUAUGCAGGAGUCCUUCCAAAGGAGGAGCUGAAAACCUGAGUUUUGUAACCUAUUCCACACCUCUCUCAUUUACAGUCUUUAACUAGAGGUGAGCUUGGCAGAAUGCUCUUUUUGGAUAUGAAGAGAAACUCUCUGUGUUUGAAAUAAGAUCUUACUGCACAUCUUCUCAGAAUAAAAGUUGAAGUUCCACCAAAGUAAA